Molecule: messenger RNA, 3925 nt
Organism: Mytilus trossulus (common blue mussel)
Lineage: Eukaryota; Metazoa; Mollusca; Bivalvia; Mytilida; Mytilidae
Product: E3 ubiquitin-protein ligase RNF10-like
Exons: 9
Coding region: 262-918 (218 amino acids)
Biological process (GO): positive regulation of transcription by RNA polymerase II
Molecular function (GO): transcription cis-regulatory region binding
Source: RefSeq, a predicted model, not a curated record
GAGAUAGAAUAAGACUACAGUAUACGGGACUGAAACAUAGUUUUUAUCAAAGAGCACACAAAAUGGCGAAACAGUUUGAAGCGGGGAAAAGUUGUACAUUUGAAAAGAUGUGUUUAGACAACAAUAGAUGAUUAAGUAACAUGGACACAACUUCUCAGUCAUUGUAUGAAGAUAACAUGUAUUCAAAGAAAGGUUUUAGUUAUUGGGCGCCAACUUAGGAGGUCAGAUUUCAACACACCUACUGAGACAUGGUCUUGACAAAUGGAGAUAUAUGCUGCAUGUAAGAGGUCAGAUGUAAACGAAUACAAGCCAGACGUGAUCUUGUCAAAUAGGGAUAUACACUGCAUUGUUGUGACACAAGAGGUUCAUAAAUACAAUACAGGGGAGACUGUUACAAUGACACUGAUGAGGAGAGAGAAAGGAAUGACUUAUGCCUUGCCCAAAGCUGUGUGGGAGAAGAAGGAAGGAAAAAUACAUAGUUACACAGAUGAUGUAAACAAAACAAACUUCCUCAAGUUGUUAUCCAUGUCAGAGGAAGAUAUUCAGAAGUUUGUUGUAGAACCAGAAAGAUUGACAUUACAGAAUAAACUUAAAGAUGCAGAGACAUCAGAAGUUGCUUUUAUAGAUUCUGCACUCCAUUUACUGAAUACAAGACAGCAGACAACAGAUGGUCCAGGUAACACCAGCAGCAGUAGAUCAGAAUCAGAAUCCUCAACUGAAGAAAUACCAGAGUCUGCUGUGUCUGUACCAAAAAUGCUGCCAUCUACUAAGGUAUCAAAUGGAAUUAUGAAUUAUUUACCAGGAACAUUCAAUACACAGGACCCAAGACAGUCACCACCUGUUGAUGUUCUUCCUGAUUCCUUACCAGUUGAGGAAGCAGCUGAAUAUCUAGAGAUGCCAGUCGUUACUGAAGACUAGCAGAGUAAAAAGAGACAGUUCAAUGACAAUGCUUUCUACUUUUAUCAAGCUUCCGAUGGACAACAUAUCUACCUACAUGCCCUGAAUGCCAGGUGUCUAGUGAAGGAGUAUGGUUCCCUGUCUAACUGCCCAGAGACUAUCACUGCUAAUAAAGUACAGAUGGAAAACAUAUUUAUGUCUGAGAAUAGCUGAAAAUCAUCUAAUUUGUACACACUAGAAGACGCUUGGGUGUUUUUUUGCACAUGUGAAAUAUGGUGAAUUAUGUGCUGCUACAGAAGCUGAAGUUAACAUUUUGAAGAGGAAAGAUCCAGACUUUUGAUGACUAUACUUCUGAUAAUUUCAUAUGUGUAUAGUUUCUAUGUCAUUUUAUUUUAAGGAAAAAUUGAUCAAAGUCAAUUGGAGGGGUUGAAAUGAUUGUGCCUUAUCAAUGUAGAAUGUUUACAAUGUAAUUGGAAAUACAUAAAGUAGAGUUAUUUUUUUUGUAUUUAGGAAUAAUCAUGUUAAGUAUUAUUUUUAUGAUGAUUUUAUUUAAAGCUAUGUAUAGCAGAAAUUAAAUUUAAAAAAUGAAAGAACAUGUAAACAACAGUUAUUAUGAAAAAAAUAUUUACCAAAAAUAAUGUAGACUUUGUGAGUGCUAGAUUAAUACAGAAAACCAUACAAUAAGUAUAGAUACAGUGUAGAUAGAUAUUUCAUUUUUAAAGUGCAACUUGGUACAUAUACAUGAAAUGUAAUAUAUUACAAUUUUCUUGUCGUGAAAAACUUAUGAUAGUCAUUAAAUAAUGUUUAUAAUUUUUUCAAAUCAACUAGGAUUGUCCUAAAACAUUACAGUUAUCACAAUUAUAUAUUAAUCUUACUAAAAUGUUAGGUUAUUUUGUAUUUCCAUUCAUAAAAUGUGAAAUUUAAAGUUUUCCCUCAAAAAGUGAAAAAGUUGGAAUUUUCAUGUCGUAAUAAACUUUUGAUAGUCAACUUUAAUGAUGUUUAUAACUUUUUCAAAUCAACUAGGAUUGUCGUAAAACUCUACAGUUAUCACAAUUAUAUAUAAAUCUUACUAAAAUGUCAGGUUAAUUUGUAUUUCCAUUUAUAAAUGUGAAAUUUAAAGUUUCACCCGACAAGUAAAAAUAGUUAGUAUUUUCAUGUUGUGAAAAACUUUUGAUAGUCAACUUUAAUAAUGUUUAUGACUUUUUCAAAUCAACUAAGAUUGUCAUAAAACUCUACAGUUAUCACAAUUAUAUAUUAAUCUUACUAAAAUGUCAGGUAAUUUUGUAUUUCCAUUCAUAAAUGUGAAAUUCAAAGUUUCAUGUGACAAGUAAAAAUAGUUAGUAUUUUCAGGUUGUGAAAAACUUUUGAUUGUCAACUUUAAUAAUGUUUAUAACUUUUUCAAAUCAACUAGGAUUGUCCAAAAGCUCUACAGUUAUCACAACUAUAUAUUUAUCUUACUAAAAUGUCAGGUAAUUUUGUAUUUCCAUUUAUAAAUGGGAAAUUUAAAGUUUUCCCUCAAAAAGUGAAAAAGUUGGAAUUUUCAUGUCGUAAUAAACUUUUGAUAGUCAACUUUAAUGAUGUUUAUAACUUUUUCAAAUCAACUAGGAUUGUCCUUAAACUUUACAGUUAUCACAAUCGUUUAUUAAUUUUACUAAAAUGUCAGGUAAUUUUGUAUUUCAAUUCAUAAAUGUGAAAUUCAAAGUUUCAUGCGACAAGUAAAAAUAGUUAGUAUUUUCAUGUUGUGAAAAACUUUUGAUAGUCAACUUUAAUAAUGUUUAUGACUUUUUCAAAUCAACUAGGAUUGUCAUAAAACUCUACAGUUAUCACAAUUAUAUAUUAAUCUUACUAAAAUGUCAGGUUAUUUUGUAUUUCCAUUUAUAAAUGUUAAAUUUAAAGUUUUCCCUCAAAAAGUAAAAAAGUUGGAAUUUUCAUGUUGUGAAAAACUUUUGAUAGUCAACUUUAAUGAUGUUUAUAACUUUUUCAAAUCAACAAGAAUUGUCCUAAAACUCUACAGUUAUCACAAUUAUAUAUUAAUCUUACUAAAAUGUCAGGUAAUUUUUCAUUUUCCUUUCAUAAAUGUGAAAUUCAAAGUUUCAUGCGACAAGUAAAAAUAGUUAGUAUUUUCAGGUUGUGAAAAACUUUUGAUAGUCAACUUUAAUAAUGUUUAUGACUUUUUCAAAUUAACUAGGAUUGUCCUAAAACUCUACAGUUAUCACAAUUAUAUAUUAAUCUUACUAAAAUGUCAGGUAAUUUUGUAUUUCCAUUCAUAAAUGUGAAAUUCAAAGUUUCAUGCGACAAGUAAAAAUAGUUAGUAUUUUCAGGUUGUGAAAAACUUUUGAUUGUCAACUUUAAUAAUGUUUAUAACUUUUUCAAAUCAACUAGGAUUGUCCAAAAGCUCUACAGUUAUCACAAUUAUAUAUUAAUCUUACUAAAAUGUCAGGUAAUUUUGUAUUUCCAUUUAUAAAUGGGAAAUUUAAAGUUUUCCCUCAAAAAGUGAAAAAGUUGGAAUUUUCAUGUCGUAAUAAACUUUUGAUAGUCACCUUUAAUAAGGUUUAUGACUUUUUCAAAUCAACUAGGAUUGUCCUAAAACUUUACAGUUAUCACAAUCGUAUAUUCAUCUUACUAAAAUUUCAGGUUAUUUUGUAUUUCCAUUUAUAAAUGUGAAAUUUAAAGUUUCACUCAAAAAGUAAAGAUAGUUAGAAUUUUUUUUAAUUUUUUUUUCAAAUUACACAUUUAUAUUUGUAUGUACCAAUUUUUGUUGAUUGAGGAAAACUUGCAUUUUCAUGGGUAUUUGAUUUCAUGGUUUUGUCAAAGGUUUGCAUUCAUUCUUAUAGAAAAUUUAUAACUAAUUAUUAAUGAGAAUUUGUGGUAUCCAGUUUUCUACGAAAUCCAAGAAACUUGGUAUCCGAUGAAUAAUAAUGAAUCCACAGUUAUUGAAAAUGUCACCAAAUGAAAUGUAUUCACUGUUUGAUAUAUUUUUUAUGCAUUGAUAUUAACACAAUUAAAAUUUAUGUUCUCUGAUUGAAAA